AUCAGAUCCUUCUCAAAUUGAUUGAUUGAGUUUUUUUUGGUUUUGUAUCUAGCACCACCUCCUAGCCAAAGCCAAAGCCAAAGCGCGGAAGAACAUUCAUAGAGUAGUAGGAAAAACGACAAGUGAUCCCAUCCUUGUAUUUGACUUCUACGUGGAUUCGUUGAUCAUCCGUCCCGUCCACAGGAUUAGAUCUUAGAUCUAAUUUGCUUCUGAUCGUUUGUUUUGUACUUGGAUUGGUGCUAGAUUUUAACACACAGAGACAAUGACUGUCCUUAAGACUUUAGUUGCUUGUGUUUGUGUGGUGACAAACCUCGAUUUUAUCUAAUGAUCACUUCUUUUUUUUUGUUUUGUUUGGUGGGAUAAAAAAAGAAGAAGAUGGAAUCCAGCAGAGGAGGAGGAGGUGGAAUCCAGCAGUUGCUUGCUGCUGAACAAGAAGCUCAACACAUUGUCAAUGCUGCCAGGACCGCGAAGAUGGCUAGGCUGAAGCAAGCCAAGGAAGAAGCUGAGAAAGAGAUUGCCGAGUACAAGGCUAAAACUGAGCAAGACUUCCAGAGGAAACUUGAGGAGACAAGUGGAGACUCGGGUGCGAAUGUGAAGAGGCUGGAGCAAGAGACUGAUGCCAAAAUCGAACAGCUCAAGAACGAAGCUUCCAGGAUUUCCAAUGAUGUUGUGGAGAUGCUCCUCAAACACGUCACCACUGUCAAGAACUGAGUGUGAUUUAUCACCAAGUCGCUUUUGAACUGAGAUGGAUUUCAGUCAGACACUCAAAUCUCAUAUUAAAUUUGUUGCUACGAGUUAUUUAUUAUCUGCUCUCUUUUUCGUUCUUGUAAUAUCUCUUUGUUGUUGUAUUCAUAAUAAUGUCUUUGGGGGUUGUAAUAAAAUUGAGAACAAAAGACCUCGUUUAUUUUAUUUUGAA
This is a messenger RNA of Brassica oleracea var. oleracea, 916 nucleotides long. RefSeq names its product V-type proton ATPase subunit G1-like. The transcript has 4 exons. NCBI's taxonomy places the organism in Eukaryota, Viridiplantae, Streptophyta, Magnoliopsida, Brassicales, Brassicaceae. Gene Ontology annotation, biological process: proton transmembrane transport. The record is from RefSeq and is a predicted model, not a curated record. Gene Ontology annotation, molecular function: proton-transporting ATPase activity, rotational mechanism. Gene Ontology annotation, cellular component: vacuolar proton-transporting V-type ATPase complex. The coding region runs from base 376 to 711 and encodes 111 amino acids.